CGGCCGUGGGGGGCGGGGCGAGGGUCCCUGCGGGCUUCCAGGACCUUGGCAUGGAGGCGGUGUCUCAGAAGUAAUGAGUGGAGGAUCUCAAGUCCACAUUUUUUUGGGUGCUCCAUGUGGCCCAUUGAAAAUGACAGUGUCGCAGGAACCAACUUCUUUAAUGACCCCUGCUGACCCUUGGAAAAAAAUUCAGCUUUUAUACAAACAACAUUCUUUAUAUCUGGAGGAUGACAAAUGCAACCACAAAAAUCUUGAAGACUAUCAAGUCCUAGAAGCUGUUGGCCCUUCAGAUCUUCAGAAUGGUCAUUUUUUAGCAAACUCUGUGAAUAGAGAUGACUUUAUACAUCGUAUGUCUACAAAAUCCCAGAAGAGUCUCCCUUUUGGGAUGAGUGAAAUGACUAACACUGAUGUGCAAGUAGGUGGACUUAAGGGGAGAGUUCAGCAUUUAACUGAAGAAGAAAAGUACCAAAAGCUUUUCAGUGAAAAUAAGAAAAUGAUAGAUGAGCAGCGUAAAGAUCUGUCAAAUAUAUGUGAUCAAAACUUUGGAAAAGUACCCUCUCAGUUAGUUCGUAAGUGUGCAGCUACAUUGGAUUUUGGUUGUAGUACUGAGCAGGUUAACAUAGGGCCAGGAGCUGUUGAAACAAAGUGUCUAUCAACAGAACACCGUGAAACAGAAAACCAGUGUCUGAAGUGCCUUUCUUCUAGCACAGUAGUGAUGCCAAGAUGUGGAUCACUUACGAAGGUCUCAGACCUUGAAAUAUCUACUGAUACUGAAUUUCUCAAUAUAAUGACCUCUAGCCAGGUUGCUUUUUUAGCUCAAAGGAAUUAUAAAGAGCAAAAUUCCAUGAAUGUAGGGACUAUAAACAUGGAGACUGAGCCAAAGGCACAUCAUAGGGAAAUAAGAAUACCUGACAAUGAUGUGAUUCACCCUAAUGAUGAUUUUGCAGAAAGAAAUGAAAGCAGACAAAACCAACCACAUUCCCUUGAACUCUUUAGUCCUAUUUGUCUUGAAACAAAAAGUAGCCAAAUUCACAUAAACUCUGAUAAAGGUGUUGAAGAAAAGACAGGAUCUCAAGAACUUUUUGAUUUUGAAGAUAAACUGCCACCAAAUGAAAUAUGUAUUGAGUCAUUUAGCUCAGGAAUACUGUGUUCCCAACUAAGUACCUUCCACAAAGGUUCUAUUAAGAGAAGUUGGACUUCUGAAGGUAAAUCGGGCCAUUCUAAAGCCUUAUCUAAAGUCCUCCAACUGUCUAAGAAAGUGAAGUUAGCUUCUAAUGCAAGAAAUCCUACUGUAGCAAUGGACCAGAGGAAUUUGUCUGAAUUUAAGGGUGUUAAAAAAACAUCAUUGAUAAAAAAUUGUAAUUCUAAAAGUCAGAAGUACAAUUGUUUAGUCAUAGUGUUAUCGCCAUGUCAUGUGAAAGAAAUAAACAUAAAAUCUGGGCCAAAUUCUGGCUCUAAAGUGCCUUUAGCAACAAUUGUGGUAACUGAUCAGUCAGAAGUGAAGAAGAAGGUUUCCCUGUGGAGGACUACAGCAUUUUGGGCACUUACGGUGUUUCUCGGAGAUAUAAUUUUACUUACAGAUGUUACUGUUCAUGAAGAUCAUUGGGUUGGUGAGACAGUACUACAAUCAACAUAUACCAGUCAUUUAUUAAAUCUUGGGAGUUAUUCAUCUGUCAAACCUGAAGAAUAUUCCAGUAUAGUUGGUAAUGCUGUACUUCAAGACUUACUGGCAUAUGUGUCUUCAAAACAUUCCUAUCUCAGAGAUCUUCCUCAACGACAGCCUCAGGAAAUGAAGAGUAUAGACUUUGUAGAACUGGAGCAGCUUCAGCCGGAUAUGUUAGUCCAUGCAGUCCUAAGAGUUGUUGAUAUCACUAUACUGACAGAGGCUUUAUACAGUUAUAGAGGACAGAAGCAAAGAAAAAUAAUGUUAACAGUGGAACAGGCCCAAGGUCAAUAUUAUGUGCUUGUAUUAUGGGGUCCUGGAGCAGCCUGGUACCCUCAACUUCAAAGGAAAAAAGAUUAUAUUUGGGAAUUUAAGUAUCUUUUUGUUCAGCGCAACUGCAUUCAAGAAAACCUCGAAUUGCAUACAACUGCUUGGUCAUCCUGUGAGUGCCUGUUUGAUGAUGAUAUAAGGGCAAUUGCAUUUAAAGCAAAAUUUCAAAAAAGCACACCCUCUUUUGUGAAGAUGUCAGAUUUAGCAACACACCUCGAGGAUAGAUACUCAGGAGUGAUUCUCAUCAAGGCACAGAUUUUGGAGCUGCUGUUUCCUAUUACAGCAGCUCAAACAAUAGUUCUAAGUGCUCAUAGUUCUCUGAAGAAUAUUUUCUCUUCACUUCCGAACAUUACAUACACUGGCUGUGCAAAAUGUGGAUUGGAACUAGAAACAGAUGAGAACAAUAUCUACAAACAGUGUUUUAGCUGCUUGCCAUUUACAAUGAAGAAAAUAUACUAUAGGCCAGCUGUAAUGACCAUAGUUGAUGGGACAUACAAGGUUUGCAUCCAUGUAGGAUCAAAGCUGAUAGAGAAGAUUCUUCUCAACAUUUCUCCUGACUGUCUCAACAGGGUUAUAAUAGCUCCGUCCUCAGAGGUCACCUACGGCAUGGUUGCAGCAGACCUGUUCCAUUCCUUGUUGGCAGGCAGCGGGGCACCCUGCGUGGUGAAGGUGCAGAGCAGCUUUGUGUUAGAUGAGAACAGCUACCCACUGCAACAAGAUUUCUCCCUACUGGACUUUUAUCCUGACAAAGUAAAGCAGGCAUCCUAUACCAGAUGAAGAAAUUGCAGGAAACAGUCUAGUAAGAAAGGCAAGACAAGCCCGGGAACUAAAGGUUCACUCUGUUCCAUCCCUGCCCUGUUCCAGGCUCUAUGCUAAAUUCUUGGAUAUGGACGUAAGAUAUUUUCUCAGGCCAUUUUUCUGCUAUACUCACUAACUUCAAGUGCUUUCCUUUAUUCCUACUUUAGUAAACCAUCAACAUGAAAUGAUUUCCUUGAUUAUAACUAUGUAAGAAGGUAUUCUUUUAAGACUGUUUAGAUAAGUUCAAGACAAGCAUGUCUUUCUAUAAAGAAUCAUUGAAAAUGAAAGGAGAUCAUGAUUCAAUCAAUUUAUAAAGGAAGAGAGUCAUUGUUAGUUCACCUCUAGGAUAUGAGUACCUUAUUCAAAGUACUUUCCAACAACCCUAGCAAUUUGUUUUGUUAUUGUGCCUGUAGGAGAAGCUUGUAUAAAUGGUAGUCACCAAUAAGGAAACAUGGACUGGUUCUUGACCUGUAAGUUUGGAGGGUAUGUUGAGUGUUAAUAGAUUAAUAGUAUUGCUUGGAAAUCACUAAAUUCAUAAUGAAAUGAACACAUUUAUUUUACUAUAUGUGUGUUUCUAAAAAUUAUUCUGCUUCAUUGAAAUUAUUUUCUCCAAUUUAGGGUUUUUUCAAACUUGGCUUUCCUAAAAAUGAACCUUAGGAGUUUGUGAUUCUCCCAAAAAUAGCAUGCAAAAAUGUGUAAGAGUGCUCAGACACAAAAACAAAAGUACAUUACAGUCUGUGGAGACCUGUCCUUAGCUUUCAAUAAAUCCUCAGAGUGGUCUUUGACCAAAAGAAGGGCAGGAAUAAGGGUUUACCUGAAGACAUAAUUCAUGGGAAAGGUAGGGGAUUAGAUGAAAUAAUUGCUGAGGUUUUAGCUAGCACCUAGUAAGGCAGGUAGAGAAAGAAUUUUCUCCACUUUGUAUCUAGAAAUAUUGGAAUUCAAAGGACUCGGCUGCCCUGCAGGUUCAUCUAAUGGGUGAUGGGUGUGAGCCCUGAGCUGGUGUCUAAUCCCUGCUCUUCUUUCUGUAGCCACGGUAGGGGCAAAUUUCGAAUUCACGUAUAAAAUCUGCCUCAUCAGUAUAAGUUUUUGUCUUAAAUUUGCCCUUCCCUACUUUGUUGCCGAAAUGUGGCCUACUCCCUGUUUCAACCAAAACAUAAUCCCCUAGAACAGAUGGUUCUUCACAUCCUGUUGGGAAGAAGUCUAAGCCAUUUACUUGGAUAAAGGAUGCCAGGUCACACCUAUUCCUCUUCGCAGCCUUUGGUAUAUAUUUCAUGGAUUAACACAUACUUCCAGGAACCCUUAUUUAGGUUGGAAACUGUUUCCUCCUGUCCUAAGGAAUCUGACCUAUCUCCAGAAAUUAUCAUCAGGAAAGCCAUUGCUUCUAGGUGAAUUCCUUACCUGAGAUUUCCAUGUAAGUACAUUCAGCCUACCCCAUACAUUUGCAUAAAACUCAGUUGGGUAGCCUAAGAGUGUUAGCCAGACCAGCAAUGCUAUAUCUGGCAAUCCCAUGGUGGGCAUUUGAGGUAAAUCUCAUCUUCAGCUCCUGAUAGCUCAGCUGAGAGGGGCAGCUCUUUCUCCCCUCUUAGUACUCAAUACUGGUAAACUUAGCUUUCCCAAAUGUAUAGUUUCUCUAACAGCUAUUAGAAACAUUUACCUUUCUCUACACUGGUAAGAUUUGUGCUAAAUUUCCUGUUAUGUCUUAGGGUUUUUUUUGGUAGGGAGGAGGGCUCUGAUUUUCAGGUGGGAUGGCAAAGUUGGACACAUGAUCUACCCUGUACUGAGUCUACUAUGUGCUAUCACUGGGAAUACAGACAGAUAGGAAGGCCUGCCUUCAGUGAGUUCACAGGCAAGCUGGUGAAGAAAUACUUAAAAUUAUAUAGUGCUAGGAUUAAAUCUGUGCAGAAAGGCAAAGAGGUAAAUAGCAAGAUAGGUUCAUUAGGACUCUUGGUUGCAAAUGAUCAAAACCCAACUUGUAGCUUGAGCAAAAAAGGGGAAAAACUGCUCAUGUAACAAAGUAGUACUAUCUUAUAGCCUAGUUGAAUCCAUUGGCUUAAACUGUGUCAUCUAUUUCCCCCAACUCCCUAGUUCUUUCUUUUCCUUCCCUUCUAUUUCUCACCUGGUUUCUCUCCUUGCCCUGUUCUCUCCCCCUGUCCGGUUUCUUUUUACCCUCUAUCUAGUCUGUUCCUUCCUUCAUCUUCCUCUCCUUUCUCUCUCCUUAUCUUUCCCACCUAUCCGCGUGGAGAAAAGUUUUAAACUUUCUUCUUUACAGAAAGAGAGACUCUUUUUGCUAGUGUCCACAUAAAAAUUUCAUGGAAGGAAUAAAAAUUUCAAGUCUGCUUAAGUUACCUGCCCUCCCGCUGUGAUCAGCGGGUAGCGAGGGAUUGAACGGCUGGAACACAUAGGAUGAAAGGAGCCCUUCCUUAGUGGAAGGAGAGUUCUAAGCAGACAUAAACAUGUCUGUUUAAUGGAAGAUGCAAGAAGGCUUCAUAGAGGAUGUAUUUAACUUGCAUCUUUAAAUAUGAGAAGUAUUCACAAAAACAGUGAGAGGCAUAAAAUAGCACUGAAUAUUUGGGAACAUGGGACAUCUCAAAUGGGACUGAAAAAAAUGAGUGCCCCCAAAUGUAUAGGAGAGACAUAAGAUGCUUCAGCAAGGAUAACACAUGUCUGAAGAAAUCUUAACUCACAAAGCAAUGGAGUUUUUAUCUAUAGGUUCAGUUUGGUAUAUGAAAAUAAAUACUGAUUUGUGCCUAGCAUUGCAAGUACAUAUUUUAGUGGAUUCCAGUGCCACUACUGGGAUCCGAUACCAAUUCUCCAGCCAUGGAGGAGAAACACCAGAGUGCUGGAAAACCACUGACAAGUUUUAUUUACCUUCAACACAAGCUUUUUUUUUUUCUUUUUUGGAGAGGGCAUCUCUCAUAUUUAUUGAUCAAAUGGUUGUUAACAACAAUAAAAUUCUGUAU
Messenger RNA from Manis javanica (Malayan pangolin), 5751 nucleotides. It is a transcript of the gene SHLD2, whose product is annotated as shieldin complex subunit 2. Gene Ontology annotation, cellular component: nucleus; site of double-strand break. The record is from RefSeq and is a predicted model, not a curated record. Gene Ontology annotation, biological process: regulation of double-strand break repair via homologous recombination. NCBI's taxonomy places the organism in Eukaryota, Metazoa, Chordata, Mammalia, Pholidota, Manidae.